AUGACGCAGGCUAUCCCACAAGGGAAUCACCAUGCUAUAUUGAUCGGUAUCAAUGCUUACACAGAGCGGCCGCUCCAAGGCAGCGUUAAUGAUGUGCAAUCUAUCAAAGCCAUUUUCGAAGACAGACUCAAUUCAGUCAAGAUCCAGCUUCUCACAGCAACAUUGGGAGAGGGCAAUCAGCCGUUCAUUGAGAACAGGGAGGCUCUGCCGACGCGGGGCAACGUUGUCGCCGCGUUCAACAAUACCAUUCGAGAUGCAACAGCAGGAGACUACGUGUACAUCCAUUACUCUGGGCAUGGCACGAUUGUGAGGCCCAGCCUGGACCCUGAGGAUAUGUUCAGCCUUCCAGGCAAGAGUCUAGCCAAGCUCUUGAAUCGUAUGAUAGACAACGGGCUCAUUUUGACCAUUGUUCUGGAUUGUUGUUUUUCCGCAGCCGUCUAUCGUGAUGAUGACGAGCCUCUCAGUCAGACCAAGUUGCUGGGAAUCCGGUGUCUUGAGCUUAUCAAUACCUCUCACCGAGACCCUUCCUAUGUUGAAGACUACAAUAAAGCCCUUGGCUGGGUGUCCGGUUACCGCAACGCUGACAUGCUUCCGAAUUGGAUGCUCGAUCCAUCCAGGUACUCCAUGCUCAUCGCUGCCGGACCCCAUGAGAUAGCAAAAGAGGUCACGGCAGGCGGACAGAACUUCGGCAAGCUGUCUUACUUUAUUCGAGAGGCUUUUCGUGGAGAAAGAGGUCUAGGGAUCAGGCAAAGGGAUCUUUGUCGCCAUAUUCAAGCAAGAUUCUUUGAAGAAUUCAAGGACCCAGAAGCACGACAAACCCCUUGCCUGUUAGGGAACAAGGAGUUGGGUUUCUUCGGACAGAACAAAGGCGCUGACCUGGGCAAUGAGGGCUUGCAGCACAGAAAGCUGUCCGUUGUCAGAGAUCCACACGAUGCGAAGCGAAUGAUACUUCAAGCGGGACAGGCUCACGGAGUGCGCCUAGGUGAUGAGUUUGUUGUUUGCGUGUCACAAUCUAACCCCGCUAGUUUCAAAGAUGGCUCAACAAGUCAGGUUAUCUUGUCUGUUGUUGAGACAUAUGCGGUCACCUCUAUCCUGAAACCAAAGCAUCCCGAUUGCACAGAAAGUGACCUGUUCCAGAAAAGAAGUGGAGAUUCCAGAAUGACAGUGAUGUCAAGCACGAGGCUCUGUCUGGAAGAAUUCAGCGUGCUUCUUGAUGCAUCUUUGUCCAGAGAACUAGACCCAUGGCACGAGGCAUUAUCAUCGCACUUUCUAAAGCUUUACAAGACCGGUAGCGCAAUUCCAUAUUGCUUCCACAUUUCAAUCACAUGCGAUGAGACGGAGAGGCCUCUUAAAAUCCAGCUCAUCGAUAGCCACGGCCAAGAGUAUAUCAAUAUACCGCCCAUGUUAUAUGAUCGAACAAAUAUCAGCGAUCUCGCCUCUAUUGUUCAACAUCUGGCCAAGCACCUUUUUGUCAAGAACCUGUCCUAUCCUUUACCCUCGCUAGAUAAGUCAUGGUACACCUGGCGGGAGUCUUUCGACGUAUUCAUAAUGGCGAAAAACAGCAGUGUUCGGUACGAGCCGGGGCAGAGCAUAGAGGUUGAAGAGGACCCAAGGAGCAAGCGACCAGCAAUCGAUAUUCGACUCCGAAAUAACGGAUCUAGUGAUCUCUUCGUCUACAUCUACAAUGUCGGCCCUCAAUGGGAAGUAGAACACAUCCAUCACGCCACCUUUGAGAUUCUCUUUUCUGAGUCGAAACGGGUUGCAAACGGCGGGUUCCAGAGAUGUAUGAGCAAGAAGCUACGGACGACAGUGCCAGAUGCGAUCCGGAAGAGUGGCCAGCAGUUUUGCGAUGAUACCAUCAAGGUCAUCGUAACCUCUCAUUGGACGAGCUUCGACAUCUUUGAGCAACCGGCCCUCUAUGUCCUCCAGGAGCGUAGAUCUCAGUCGCACGGUGAACGGUCCGUGAAUCUUGGUCAUGAGAAGUGGGCUGCGUUUGACUUUCCGGUCCGGACAAAGAUCACGGUUGAUGGAGGGACUGCAUAA
Messenger RNA from Clonostachys solani, 2043 nucleotides. The record is from the annotation of a GenBank genome assembly. Lineage: Eukaryota; Fungi; Ascomycota; Sordariomycetes; Hypocreales; Bionectriaceae.